Molecule: messenger RNA, 2021 nt
Organism: Oryza brachyantha (malo sina)
Lineage: Eukaryota; Viridiplantae; Streptophyta; Magnoliopsida; Poales; Poaceae
Product: probable receptor-like serine/threonine-protein kinase At4g34500
Exons: 7
Coding region: 46-1473 (475 amino acids)
Biological process (GO): protein phosphorylation
Molecular function (GO): ATP binding; protein kinase activity
Source: RefSeq, a predicted model, not a curated record
CCACUCCCUCGCCGUAGCCGACCCAGCCGGACCCACCGCCCGCUGAUGGACGCCGCUGGACCGCCUCCGCCCGCAGUAGGUUCCGUCGACGUCAGCGGCGGCGGCGCCGACUCCGGAGCCAGGACAUCAUUCUUCGGCCUGUCCACCUCUGCCUUGGGGGCGGCAGCGGCGGCGGCGGCGAUCCUCGUCCUCGUCCUCGUGGCGGCCGCGACCGCAAGGUUGUUUGCGCGGAGGCGGAGGGGCGCCAAGCAUCUGUCGAUAUCGCGCGUCGAGCACGCCCCCUCCUCCGGCUCGCUCCGCCCGACGUCCACGCCCAAGGAGAAGGACUACGUGGACGCGGAGGUCGGGGCGGGAACCGGCACGAGCUCCUCCGACGUGGCCAGCUCGUCGGGGGCCGCGGCCAGCUACCUCGAGUCUCCGGUGAGGAGGAAACCGGAGAGGAUCAGCUGCGCGGCGGCGAUGGAUAUGGGCUGGGGCCGGUGGUACGACCUGGAGGAGCUGGAGGCGGCGACGGGCGGUUUCGGCGUCCAGAACGUUGUUGGGGAGGGAGGCUAUGGCACAGUCUACCGCGGCGUGCUCGCCGGCGGCGAGGUGGUCGCUGUCAAGAACUUGCUCGAUCACAAGGGUCAGGCUGAGAAGGAAUUCAAGGUGGAGGUAGAAGCGAUCGGCAAGGUGAGGCAUAAGCAUCUGGUCGGUCUGGUUGGUUACUGUGCAGAAGGGCCGAAACGGAUGCUCGUGUACGAGUUCGUCGAGAACGGCAACCUGGAGCAGUGGCUGCACGGCGACGUUGGGCCGGUCAGUCCGCUGACAUGGGACAUCCGGAUGAAGAUCGCCGUCGGAACGGCCAAAGGAAUAGCUUACCUGCACGAAGGCCUGGAGCCCAAAGUGGUGCACCGAGACAUCAAGUCCAGCAACAUCCUCCUGGACAAGAAGUGGAACCCCAAGGUUUCCGACUUCGGGAUGGCCAAGGUCCUCGGCUCCGGCUCCAGCUACGUGACGACCCGUGUCAUGGGCACGUUCGGCUACGUCGCGCCUGAGUAUGCCUCGACGGGCAUGCUGAACGAGAGCAGCGACAUAUACAGCUUCGGCGUGCUGCUGAUGGAGCUCAUCUCCGGGAAGAGGCCCGUGGACUACAGCAAGUCUGUCGGCGAGGUGAACUUGGUGGAGUGGUUCAAGGGGAUGGUGGGGAGCAGGCGGGUGGAGGAGCUGGUCGACCGGCGCAUCGAGGAUCCGCCGGCGGCGAGGGCGCUGAACAGGGUGCUGCUGGUGUGCCUCCGCUGCAUCGACUCCGACGCGCACAAGCGGCCCAAGAUGGGGCAGAUCGUGCACAUGCUCGAAGGCGACGAGUUCCCCUUCCGCACGGAGCACCGGUCGCCGAGGGCGACUCACCGGACGUCGCCUAACAACACGCGGCCGCUGCUUAUGUCGGAGAAGGUCGGAGCCGAGGACUUGGACAGGUCGAUGUGGCGAUGAUGAUGAACAGCUGACCAGUUCUUCCUCCACUCCACACACACGGUGUACAUUUUUUUUGGUUUGUUUAACGCGGCCGGGAUCGAUCGAGCGUUUGAUACUGUUGCUGGUUUGGGUUUAAAAUUGUGUUUUGGCGUAAUGUAUAAGUGACACGAUGUUUCAAAAGGCAAUGUCGUCGCUGACCAAACGUUGAGGAUAAAUGAUGUACUCGUCGUACGUUGUUGUUGCUGUCUGGCCGCGAGGCGAGUCCGUCAUGGCGUGCGACGGCGCAUUGACGGAGCGCGUAGGCUGCACCGACUCCGAGCCUCUCUCGGUCGCGGGACCGCACAAUGAAGCUCGCAGAAGAUCGAAUCACCGGGGCAAACCACCGGUGCCAGCCGCGUCCGCGUGGGAAAUGCAGCGGAAGCUUGGCACGGGUGCGCCACGAAGCAGAGCCGCAGAGGCCACCCGCGGGCUUACAGAUAAGAAGCACUUGUUUACAGAUAAGAAGCACUAGAGUUAAUUAUAAAUUACCUCAAUCCGUGCACAUCCUGUUGGCGCCAAGCCAUCGU